This is a messenger RNA of Daphnia carinata, 2325 nucleotides long. Its product is annotated as glutamate carboxypeptidase 2-like. The record is from RefSeq and is a predicted model, not a curated record. Lineage: Eukaryota; Metazoa; Arthropoda; Branchiopoda; Diplostraca; Daphniidae. The coding region runs from base 101 to 2305 and encodes 734 amino acids. Gene Ontology annotation, molecular function: carboxypeptidase activity. The transcript is spliced from 11 exons.
GAACAAGCGAGACACAGCUGUAGGCAGUUUGACUUUGUUCGAGAACACAUUGUUUUACAGUCAUUUGUCUUCUGUGGUUCCCGCGUAAAAACCGAAACAAAUGAAUACCAAGAAUUUAAUAAUUGCUUUUGCAAUUGUUUACGUCACUACAGGAAUCGCCGUAGGCGUGGGGCUCUAUUAUGCCGGCUACAAUGCCGAUCAUUCGCCUGCCCCAAAGCGAGACGUGUUCCAAGAAUUACAGGACGAAAUAUCUGCCAGCAAAAUAGACGAAUACCUCAAACAUUUGAGCAGUGUUCCCCAUUUGGCUGGGACUGAGCAAGAUUUGCAACAGGCGGAAUGGCUUGGAGACAAUUUUCAAACAUCGGGACUGGAUCGAGUCGUAGUUGUCCCAUAUCACGUCUUGCUCUCUUAUCCCAACAUGACGCACCCGAAUAAGAUUUAUUUGUUUGACGAUAAGGGCAACGCCAACUUUACCACGUCUGGCAAGCAAACGCCACUCAGCCAGCCAGAAGAAAGUUCUCCAUUGGCAGCACCUAAUUUCAACGCCUAUUCGGGACAAACCGGUGAAAUUGAAUCUGAUGGACUUGUCUACGUUCAUUACGGACAACAAGAGGAUUACGAUUAUCUGAAAAGCGUCGGUAUCGAUGUGACGGGCACAAUUGUACUGGCUCGUUAUGGCGCUUCAUUCCGUGGCAAUAUCGUGGAUUUGGCACAGAAACAAGGAGCUAAGGGUGUGUUGUUGUAUUCAGAUCCGAAAGAUUUCGCCCAGCGAGGAAGGAAUGAAGUCUAUCCGGAUUCGUGGUGGAUGCCGGGCAUGGCCGUCCAGUCCGGUACCGUUUAUCUGGCCAACGGAGAUCCCUUGACACCUUUCUAUCCGGCCAUUGAAAGUGCUUACCGCAUAGACGAGUCGGAAGCUUUAUUGCCGUCCAUUCCUGUCCAGCCAAUCGGAUACGAUGAAGCGGAAGUGUUGCUCAGAGCCAUGAACGGUCCACUUGCUCCGGAGAAAUGGCGUGGCGAUCUCAACACUCCUUAUUCACUCGGCCCAGGAUUCCAGUACGGUUCCGGCUGGAAAAUCAAGAUGAACAUGUUAACGGCCAACAAAAUGGUGACCACUUACAACACGAUCGGAAUGUUGUACGGCGAACAAGAGUCAGAUCGUUACGUUUUGGUGGGCAACCACCGCGACGCUUGGGUACUCGGCGCUCUGGACCCGUCCAGCGGAACAGCCUGCAUGUUGGAAAUGGCCAGAGCUUUUGGCAAAAUGAAACAAGAUUACGGAUGGAGGCCGAGAAGGAGUUUAGUGUUUUGCAGUUGGGGGGCAGAAGAGUACGGCCUAAUCGGCUCAUACGAGUGGGUCGAACAGCACGCCAAAGUGUUGAGCCACAGAGCUGUGGCUUAUCUCAACGUCGACAUUGCCGUCGAAGGUACUUAUUCGCUGUGGGGAUCCGGUGCUCCGCUGAUGAACAAAGUUUAUUUGGAGAGUUCCAAAAAGGUCGCCAAUCCGAAUGCUACAGAAGUGAACGAAGGACGUCCAACGGUGUUUGAUACUUGGGUUCACCGUUACCCGGACGCCAAUCACCCCACCAAACCCAGAGUGGGCAUUUUAGGUAGCGGCAGCGAUUACACGGCGUUUAUGCACGUCUUGGGCGUGCCUUCCAUUGACAUCCGAUACACUUACGAAGAGGAGAUUGGAUCUUAUCCACUUUACCAUACGUUGUACGAGACGCAUCAUCUGCUGGCCGACAUCAUGGACAAGGGUUUCGUGUACCAUCGGGCCGUCACACAACUCUGGACGGAGGUGGCUCGCAAUUUACUCGAGUCUGUUGUCCUGCCCAUGGACCUCGAUUGGUACGCCACUUAUCUAAACGAGAGCGUGGUCGGCAUCAGGAAUCGUUACGGUGCCCAGUUGGAGGCCAAUCAAGCCACGUUGACUCAUUUCGAACGGGCCGUUGGUAAUUUUGCCGUAGCGACGCGCCGUUUCCAGGAUACGUCACUCGCCAAACUUGAUCCUAACGAUGUUUUGGCUGUACGACGAGUCAACGAUCAGCUAAUGCAACUGGAACGACAUUUUAUCGAACCACAUGGACUACCUAAUCGUCCCGAAUACAAUCACAUUGUGUUUGCUCCGAGUUCCAGCGAUGGCUAUUCGAGUAGCAGUUUCUCCGGAUUGACGGAUCUGCUCGAAGCCGUUGGUAACGAAACGGAAGUACAAAGACCAAAGGAAUGGGCGCAAAUCAAACAGCAUCUGUCUGUAAUCGCCUUCUUCAUCGAUGCGGCUGGCGAAUCGUUGAACGAUUACCUUUAAAAGAAUGCACGAAAAGAAUA